This is a messenger RNA of Pleuronectes platessa (European plaice), 4984 nucleotides long. RefSeq names its product phosphoinositide-3-kinase, regulatory subunit 4 (gene pik3r4). Gene Ontology annotation, molecular function: protein serine/threonine kinase activity; ATP binding; protein binding. NCBI's taxonomy places the organism in Eukaryota, Metazoa, Chordata, Actinopteri, Pleuronectiformes, Pleuronectidae. The transcript has 22 exons. Gene Ontology annotation, cellular component: nucleus-vacuole junction; phosphatidylinositol 3-kinase complex, class III, type I; late endosome. The record is from RefSeq and is a predicted model, not a curated record. Bases 317 to 4408 code for a protein of 1363 amino acids. Gene Ontology annotation, biological process: macroautophagy; protein phosphorylation; protein targeting to vacuole.
UUUUCUGACCCGGAUUCAUAACAACAGCUGGAGACGGCUAACGAGCUAGCAGCUAGCUCCGUGAUUCCGCUGCUAAAGCUAACACUAAAGGCCGAUUUAUAAUACUGCGACUGCAACUGCGGCUGGCCACGCAGUUGCAUCGACAGACUCGUUUUUGUUUAUAGUUCCUCAAGACAUGACGACGGCUGGUCUGCGCUCAGGCUAAAGCUAGCAGCUGUCAGCAGACGUUAGCUAAACUGCGGGGGACGUCGCUCAUUGCUAGCCUGCUAAAGCUAACAACACAACAGUCCCGUGCAGAGCCGCGACAUCAGCCGUGAUGGGGAAUCAGCUGGCCGGCAUCGCCCCCUCUCAGAUCCUGUCUGUGGACAGUUACUUCUCCGACAUCCACGACCAUGAGUACGACAAGAGCCUGGGCAGCACUCGCUUCUUCAAGGUGGCCCGGGCCAAACACCGCGAGGGCCUGGUCGUGGUCAAAGUCUUCGCCAUCCAAGACCCGUCGCUGCCUCUGACCAGCUACAAGCAGGAGCUGGAGGAGCUGAAGAUCCGGCUGCACUCCUGCCAGAACUGCCUGCCCUUCCAGAAAACCUCCCUGACGGAGAAAGCCGCCAUCCUGUUCCGUCAGUACGUCCGGGACAACCUGUACGACCGCAUCAGUACCCGGCCGUUCCUCAACAACGUGGAGAAGCGCUGGCUGGCCUUCCAGAUCCUCAAUGCCGUCGACCAGGCACACAAGUCUGGCGUCCGCCACGGUGACAUCAAGACGGAGAACGUGAUGGUGACCAGCUGGAACUGGGUGCUGCUCACAGACUUCGCCAGCUUUAAGCCCACGUACCUGCCGGAGGACAACCCCGCCGACUUCAACUACUUCUUCGACACGUCCCGACGGAGGACGUGCUACAUCGCCCCCGAGAGGUUUGUGGAUGGAAGCAUGUUUACAACAGAGAGUGACCAGAACACGCCGCUGGUGGACCUGACCAACAACAACCAGAGGAGCAGAGGGGAGCUCAAACAGGCCAUGGACAUCUUCUCUGCAGGCUGCGUCGUGGCAGAGCUCUUCACGGAGGGCGUCCCGCUCUUCGACCUCUCGCAGCUGCUGGCGUAUCGGAAAGGACUUUUUCAGACAGAGCACGUGCUCAUGAAGAUCGAGGACCAGAGCAUCCGAGAGCUGGUGGGUCAGAUGGUGCAGCGGGAGCCUGAGAAGCGUCUGACGGCGGAGGAGUAUCUGAAACAGCAGAGAGGAAAAGCUUUCCCCGACAUCUUCUACACCUUCCUGCAGCCGUACAUGGCUCAGUUUGCCAAAGAAACCUUCCAGUCGGCAGACGAGCGGGUGCUCGUCAUCCGCAAGGACCUGGACAACAUCCUGCUCAACCUGCGAGGAGGCUCCUCGUCUUCAUCGCAGGAAAGCAGCGAGGGCGUGCUGAGCUCCCGGGAGGAGCAGGGCCUCAUAGUCCUGGUGUCCGUCAUCACCUCCUGUCUGCAGACGCUGCACUCCUGCGACUCCAAAUUUGCCGCUCUGGAGCUCACCCUGCACCUGGCUCCCCGGCUGGGCGUGGACAUCCUGCUGGACCGCAUCACGCCCUUCCUGCUGCACUUCUGUAACGACCCCGUCCCUCGGGUCCGCGCUCAGGCCGUUAGAACUCUGGCCAAGGUGCUGGCGCUGGUGAAGGAGGUGCCCAGGAACGACGUGAACAUCUAUCCAGAGUACAUCCUGCCAGGCAUCGCCCACCUCGCCCAGGACGACGCCACCAUAGUCAGGCUGGCAUACGCAGAGAACAUUGCUCAUCUGGCGGAGAGCGCGUUGCGCUUUCUGGAGCUGGUUCAGGAGAACAACGUGAACACAGAGCAGGACCUGAGCGGCGAGGACACGGAGGAAACACUUCACCCGAACGAGAACUACGACUCAGAGCUGCAGGCGCUGCACGAGAUGGUGCAGCAGAAGGUGGUGACGCUGCUCAGCGACUCGGAGAACAUCGUCAAGCAGUCGCUGAUGGAGAACGGCAUCACGCGGCUCUGCGUCUUCUUCGGCCGACAGAAAGCCAACGACGUGCUGCUGUCCCACAUGAUCACCUUCCUCAACGACAAGAACGACUGGCACCUGCGAGGAGCCUUCUUCGACAGCAUCGUGGGCGUGGCAGCGUACGUGGGCUGGCAGAGCUCCUCCAUCCUGAAGCCUCUCCUGCAGCAGGGCCUGAGCGACACGGAGGAGUUCGUCAUCUACAAAGCUCUCAACGCUCUCACCUGCAUGUGUCAGCUGGGGCUGCUGCAGAAACCUCACAUCUACGAGUUUGUCAGUGAUAUCGCUCCGUUCCUGUGUCAUCCCAACCUGUGGAUCCGUUACGGGGCGGUGGGCUUCAUCACCGUGGUCGCUCAGCACCUCAACGUGGCCGACGUGUACUGUAAACUGAUGCCCCACCUCAACCCCUUCAUCACCCAGCCCAUCAUCCAGAUCGAUAAGGAGCUGGUCCUCCUCAGCGUCCUGAAGGAGCCGGUCAGUCGCUCCAUCUUCGACUACGCGCUGCGCUCCAAAGACAUCGCCAGCCUCUUUCGACACCUGCUGCUGCGGCAGAAGAAGCGAGCCGGAUCUAUCCCAGAAUGCCCCACUCCCGAGGACCCGGCCAUCGCUCAGCUCCUCAAGAAGCUGCUGUCACAGGGGAUGACGGAGUCAGAGGAGGACAAGCUGCUGGCGCUCAAAGACUUUAUGCUGAAGUCCAACAAGGCCAAAGCCAACAUGGGCGAGCAGAACCACCUGGGAGAGGCAGCGCAGACCGGGGUCAUCGACCUGGCAACGCUCGGCAUCACCGGCCGCCAGGUGGACCUGGUGAAACCCAAGGCUGAGGCCGAGGACAAGAGAGCGAGGAAGCACACCAAGCAGGACUCCACCAUGAACGAGGAGUGGAAGAGCAUGUUCGGGUCCCAGGAGCCGGCCUCCUCCCAGCUGGCCACGGUAACCCCCCCCCCCCCGACGCUGCGUUCAGGUGCAGCUUCUUCUUCAUCUCAGGCUCUUGUUCCCUUCGUGUCUGGUUCGCAGGCGGCUGACGGGCCGGGCGGUCCGAGCAGGAAGAGCGCCGUGACGCCGGCGGUGGCCGUGCUGCAGUCGGUGGCGAGCGGUGCCGCCUACCAGCGCCGCAUCAACACCUGCAAGGCGGAGCUGCAGCAGCUGGUGCAGCAGAAGAGGGAGCAGUGCAGCGCCGAGCGCAUGGCCAAACAGAUGAUGGAGAGCGCCGAGUGGGAAAGCCGACCGCCGCCUCCCGGCUGGCAUCCUAAAGGGCUGCUGGUCGCACACCUCCACGAACACAAAGCUGCAGUGAACAGAAUCAAAGUCUCAGACGAACACUCCAUCUUCGCCACCGCGUCCAACGACGGCACCGUCAAAGUCUGGGACAGUCAGAAGAUGGAGGGCAAGACCACGACCACCAGGUCGGUGUUGACUUAUUCUCGAAUCGGCGGCCACGUGAAGACACUGACCUUCUGUCAGGGGUCACAUUAUUUGGCGGUGGCCUCAGACAACGGCUCCAUCCAGCUGCUGGCGGUCGAAGCCAAUAAACCUCCCAAAUCCCCCAAAGUUCAGCCGUUCCAGACCCGGUCUCUGGACCUGCAGGUCGAUGGCUGCGCCGUCGACAUCCAUCACUUUAACUCGGGCGCUCAGUCUGUGCUGGCGUACGCCACCGUCAACGGCUCGCUGGUCGGCUGGGACCUCCGCUCCAACUCCAACGCCUGGACGCUCCGCCACGACCUGCGUCUGGGCCUCAUCACCUCCUUCAGCGUGGACAUGCACCAGUGCUGGCUCUGCUUAGGGACGAGCAGCGGCACCAUGGCCUGCUGGGAUAUGCGGUUCCAGCUGCCGAUCUCAAACCACUCCCACCCGGCUCGAGCACGAAUCAGACGGCUGCUCAUGCAUCCGCUCUACCAAUCAUCUGUCAUCGCAGCCGUCCAGGGUAAUAAUGAAGUGUCGAUGUGGGACAUGGAGACUGGAGAUCGAAAAUUCACCCUGUGGGCGAGUUCAGCUCCUCCACUCUCUGAGAUGCAGCCGUCUCCUCACAGCGUUCAUGGGAUCUACUGCAGUCCGGCUGAUGGGAACCCUCUGCUGCUGACGGCCGGCUCCGACAUGAGGAUCAGGUUCUGGGACCUGGCCUAUCCUGAGCGCUCCUACAUCGUGGCGGGCGGAGCCAACGACUCGCUGCACUGCCCGUCCGUCCUCUACAGCAGGAAGAUCAUUGAAGGAACCGAGGUCGUUCAGGAGAUCCACAGUAAACAGAAGAGCGGCGUGGUGGAGGACUCUCCUCGCCGCGGCCCAGACUCCCUCCCUGUGGGACACCAUGACAUCAUCACGGACAUCGCCACCUUUCAGACCACGCAGGGCUUCAUCGUCACCUCGUCCAGAGACGGCAUCGUCAAAGUGUGGAAGUGAGGACGUCUCUGAAGUGUCUCAGUCAUGUUUCCCUGUAGCUGAAGCCCGUCCUCCAGCUGAUGGGGAACAAUCUGCAGAAGGCUUCGUCCUCAUAUCUACAAGAAACUGUUUUAUGUUCGAAUACAAGAAAAUGUUUUCUGAAAAAUAACGGAUGUCGUCUCAGAACGAGUUUCAUGUUUCAUCUCCUCCGUCACGCGUCAUCGUGAACGAGUGUCUUAUUAAUGUUGAUCAACAAAACACAAAGCAGACAAUGGGCUCGACCAAUCAGGAGUAAGUAUAUAUCAUCAAAUGACUGAUUCAAACUGAACUGAUCAGAAACUUGAACAAACGUCAGAGAGAUGAGAACGAGCUGAAAACAUCUUUACAAACAUUUAUUUAACGCCUACUUGUCCCAUCUGCUAACCUGGAGGAGGAGUUUAUGAUAAAUACUGCAGCCUGUCACCAGGGGGCGAUAGAGAUGCUUUGGAUUAACUUUUCUUGAUUUACAAUCUGUGGCUGAUUGAUAUUCAACUUUUAAAUGUUUUUUUUUCCUGUAAAUAAAAAAUAAAAACCAUGAAUCUGUGAGUUUGACAAAGA